This is a messenger RNA of Scylla paramamosain (green mud crab), 2660 nucleotides long. Its product is annotated as 2-oxoglutarate and iron-dependent oxygenase domain-containing protein 2-like. Bases 150 to 1157 code for a protein of 335 amino acids. Gene Ontology annotation, molecular function: L-ascorbic acid binding; iron ion binding; oxidoreductase activity, acting on paired donors, with incorporation or reduction of molecular oxygen. The transcript has 7 exons. The record is from RefSeq and is a predicted model, not a curated record. Lineage: Eukaryota; Metazoa; Arthropoda; Malacostraca; Decapoda; Portunidae.
ACAAUGAAAACAAACCCUCCCACGUGACGUCAAAUGUAAAUAAACCGAACAUUUCCACGUGAGGAGGAGCGAGGAUACAGUACAUCAUAUUUUCUGGAGUGAGGCGAGUGAUAAGCUCAAGCACCGAACACCACAUCAUCAGCAGCACCAUGGUUCUGAGAAGGUUUUGUAUCUGCGGGUGUUACUACACUCACAACCUCUUCAUCAAGGAGUACGAGAUGCACGUCAAGUUCGUGGACAGGGAGCAAUUUCUCAGCGACUACAAAAAGAUCCUGUUGAGCAAGAGCUGCUACAAGCCAGAGAGCCUCAUUCCUCAGCUGGAGGAGGAGUGUGAGCGGCGCAGACAUGCAGAGGCACACAGCAUUAGGCAGCGGAACUGUGUGUUGGAGCAAUACACUCCUCGACACCCUCACCUGUACACUCUGCAGGAAUCAUUUCUAGACAGUCAGUUUCUGGAGGUGGUUCGAGCAGCCAAGCAGCCUGACCAAACUUCUGAAGGCCUCACAUGCCUCCUCCAGGAUCACCGGCAGCGUGUCUUUUCCUUCCCAGUCUUCACAAAGGAGUUCUGUAAAAUGUUUGUAGAGGAGCUGACACACUAUGAAGAGGCGCCACUCCAGAAAGGUCGCCCAAAUACCAUGAAUCAGUAUGGGAUAAAACUGGAUGAGCUUGGCUUCACUGACUUUGUGAGUAGCCUACAGAAGGAGUACCUCAGCCCCAUCACAAGGCUCCUCUUCCCUGAUUGGGGCGGUGGCUCCCUGGACUCUCACAAGGCCUUUGUGGUCACCUACAAGGAGGGGGAGGAUGUGGACCUGAGCUACCACUAUGACAAUGCUGAGGUCACCCUAAAUGUGGCCCUGAAUGAAGACUACAGUAAUGGUGAGCUCUACUUCGGCCCCAUGAGGUCAGAACAGUCAUCACACAGGACUGGCUAUGCACACCAGCUGGGGCGAGGACUGCUUCACCGAGGACAGCAGUUCCAUGGUGCACUGCCCAUCAUGAGUGGUAUCAGACACAACCUCAUAAUCUGGAUGCGGUCGUCAGAGGUGAGGAACAAGCUGUGUCCAAUGUGCGACCAAACCCCCAAGUUGGUGCCUGUGAAGGAAGGGUUUGGGGACGGCUUCAUACAGCUUGAGGAGGAUGCGUGUUUCCUCAGCUGAGCAUUGCAGGGGGAGGUGAGGAGUGGAGGGGACCUGCUGGAGGGGUUCUGAGGCAUAUGUGAUAAUAUUGUAGUAAGGAAACUUUCUCACAUCUUGCUAUGGUUGAAGUAGUCAUGUUUUGAUUAUGAAGUCUGUGAUGAUGAAGUUUUCUCUUAUCUAGAUAUUGCUUGAACUAGUAAGAGAUGUACUGUAGUGAAGAAGUUUUGAUAAUAAAGUCUAUCACAUCUAGGUUUAGUUGAAGUAGCAAUAUUUUGGUAAUGAAGUUUUUGCACUUCCAGCUAAGUUUGAAGUGGUAAUAAGGUUUAGUUGAAGUAGCAAUAUUUUGGUAAUGAAGUUUUUGGACUUCCAGCUAAGUUUGAAGUGGUAAUAUUUUGAUGAGAAAGAUUGUGAUGUAUAUCUGUGAUGAAAGUGUGUGCAUUUAUCUAUGAUGAAUGUCAAGUACAGCUCACAGAAACACUUUUGAAUCAAUUGAACAUUAUUACCAACAAACUAAUUAGACAAUACUAGCAGAUCUAACUUUCAGAGUCCAGAAGGAACAAAUGCUAAUCAAGAUUCAUUAAAGAAACUUAAAUUUAUAUCAAUUGCUAGUGUACAUUAUUAUCAACUGAUGAGACAUUACUGGUAGAUCUGAAACUCCCAGUAAAAAAAUGAGUGUGCUGAUCUAAAUUCAUAAUAUUUCAGUUUAGUCUCAAAGUUAAUGAUCAGUACAGUUACAGAGCCACUAUGUUUCACUUCCUUUGUAGGCAACUGUACAACAACUUAAAGAAGACUGAGUAAUAGAGUAGUAACUUUCACACUGCACCAAUUACACACAAAAAAAGUACUUCAUAUUUCAAUCAGGCCACCAGUACCCAGAUAUGAUAUGCUCUAACUUGGUAACUGAUGGAGCUGAGAGGGGCACCAGCCAGCCACCACAAGCACAUAUGUAUAGACAUCUAUUUUACUACAAAUCUGAGUGAGUGUGGUAGUAAGUGUUCAUCUAAGCCUGACCUAGUGUGGGUGUGUCUUGGUGUGAUAGAUCAAACCCUCCAGUCCUUAUACCACUCUCCACCACUUGCAUAACUACACAUGCUGAUCCACCCCUCAUAUUUUACCAGAUUUGUAACCCUUUUCCUGCUAUUUGGCACAUCUUUCCUCAGUCACUAGCCACUCUGAGACAUUUCUUCUCUUUCAACAACUACUUCCGAAUAUUGUGAGGAUUAGAAAUUGCAAAAUCUAUUCUUUUCAUCAGACUCUUUCCAGUAUGUGCUUAUAAAGGUUUCAGACAAUUUUCAACUGCUGUGAAUUGUUCCUUGUUGCAGUGAAAGGGUUUAAGUGUGAUUGCUAGACCUGUAUUAUUUUUUAAUCCAGAUUUUUUUCUGUUAUUUCAUUAUUUCCAUGAUUAUGAUAUUAGGAUUUGCAAUUUUGUUGUGUUUUUCUUUGAAACUUUGUGUUGAAGAUUUUAUUGGAUGUUGAAAGAAUUGUAGAGGAAAGUUUAAUCAAAAUAUAUAAUUCUUAAUAUUC